AUGAACAUCGUCACCUCCUACUUUCUCGUUCGCAAGCUGCCCGGCACCCUUGCCAUGGGUGGAGACAUUCAAAAGAACCAGAAAGACCGCCAGCGCGAAUACAUGGAGUGCCUGCGGCUCAAUCAGCAACACCCCGGCGUCGCGUCCGUUCACCUCAUCGUCGAGGGACUCGACGCCUACGAGCACCUGCUAGAGCAUGUUCUCUGUAACCCUCACUUCCACAGUGAUCCCACGUUGAACUCGUCUACGACGCCAAUAACCGCACGGCACCGCAGCGGUCAUGUUGCUCCUAUCGUACCUGUGGUACGCUUUGCCAGCGGCAUGCCCUUGUACGCCGACCUCUUUGCCUACGCAAACCAGCUUCUCUCACACCGCCUCACGAUGGUGUGCAACGCGGACGUGUAUCUCUCCUCCGACCACUUUUCGCUCUCAGCGGUGCAAGACCUCUUUCGCCAAUCCAGCACCAUGCCCCCUCCCCGAACACCGCUUUGCAGUGAGUCCCACACGAGGACUACGGAGGGGACGGAGGCGGGGGCGACACGGCCCUACUUGGCGCAGAAUUUGGGGAACCCCUUGGCACUGGCGCUCACCCGCUACGAGAGCGACAGCCCCCUUGACGCGCCAUUCCUGUACGACUAUCGCGGCUCGCACGACGCCUUUGUGUUUGUGCCGCCUGUGCCACCGUCGUUUGUGCGCCGUGUCGCCCAUCCGCAGAACAGCUACAAGGCGGAGAACAUCGUCCUGCACGAGCUUCAGCGAAGCGGAUACCUUACAUUGAACCCAACGUUGGGGGAUGGCGUGCGCCUUGUUCACCACCACGCCGCUGAUCUUCGGCAGUGGUUUCCACCGGUAGAUGAGUCGCGGUACGGCCGCGCACAACCGAGCACAGUGGCACAGGCGGCAUCAUGCAUCUGUGAGGAGGCACGUGUGCGGUCGCUACCGCUGUGUCUGCAUAAGGACUGA
Leishmania braziliensis MHOM/BR/75/M2904 is the source of this 963-nucleotide messenger RNA. RefSeq lists its product as hypothetical. NCBI's taxonomy places the organism in Eukaryota, Euglenozoa, Kinetoplastea, Trypanosomatida, Trypanosomatidae. The coding region runs from base 1 to 963 and encodes 320 amino acids. The record is from RefSeq and is a predicted model, not a curated record. The transcript has a single exon.